Molecule: messenger RNA, 1047 nt
Organism: Colletotrichum destructivum
Lineage: Eukaryota; Fungi; Ascomycota; Sordariomycetes; Glomerellales; Glomerellaceae
Product: Putative NAD-dependent epimerase/dehydratase, NAD(P)-binding domain superfamily
Exons: 2
Coding region: 1-1047 (348 amino acids)
Molecular function (GO): oxidoreductase activity, acting on the CH-OH group of donors, NAD or NADP as acceptor
Source: RefSeq, a predicted model, not a curated record
AUGACUGUCGCUCAGACUCACCUCGUCACCGGCGGCAGCGGCUUCAUCGCGCAGCACCUCGUCAACGACCUGCUGCAAAGAGGUCUUCGUGUACAUACAACAGUGCGUAGCCUCGGCAAUGCCAAAAAAGUCGACUCGCUCAAGACGCUGCAAGAGAAAUACCCGGCCGGCCAGCUGAGGCUUUUCGAGGCCGACCUGCUCGAAUGGGGCUCGUUCAAAGAGGCCAUGCAGGGUUGCUCGGUAGUCCACCACGUCGCGUCGCCUUUCUUGAUGGCGGAGAAGAUCAAGGAUGGCCAGAAGGAAUGCGUCGAGCCGGCGCUGAAGGGGACCCAGAACGUGUUGGCGACCGUCGGGGAAACUGAAGCUGUCGAGCGAGUUGUGCUCACAUCAACGAUCGGUGCCAUAUUCGGCGAUUACGCCGACGUCCAAGAUCAGAUGGCAGGGAUCCUGUCCGAGGGAUACUUCAACGAGACCAGCACAGUGACGCACAACCCCUACCACUACUCCAAAGUGCUGGCAGAAAAGGAGGCCUGGGCAAUCGCAAAGCGACAAGACCGAUGGGACUUGGUCGUCAUCUGCCCGGGGCUGGUCAUCGGCCCGCCGCUAUCCAAGGGCUCCGACUCGGGCAGCCUGUUUCUUCUCGACGAGCUUCUGCGCGGGGACCUGUUCUUCGGCGUACCCAACCUCAGCUUCGCCACCGUCGACGUGCGCGACGUGGCCGCAGCCCAUAUCAGGGCGGCAGAGGUGCCGUCGGCCAAGGGGCGGUACAUUGUGGCGUCCAAGGAGAUGGCCACGUUCGUGGACAUCUCGCGGCUUUUUCGGAGACUGAGCAAGUCGACCCUGGUCCCGAAUCACCAGCUGCCCGAUUUUCUUGUGCGCGUAGUCGGGCCUCUGUUCGGCCUGACGCAACAAUGGAUUUCGAGGAACCUAGGGGUCAGCUUCAUGGUGGACAACAGUCGAAGUUCCACAGAACUGGGCCUUACGUAUCGACCGCUUGACGGGACGCUGACGGACUAUUAUCAGGCUUGGAAAGCUUUUCAGAAGUGA